This is a messenger RNA of Colletotrichum truncatum, 882 nucleotides long. RefSeq names its product proteasome component c1. NCBI's taxonomy places the organism in Eukaryota, Fungi, Ascomycota, Sordariomycetes, Glomerellales, Glomerellaceae. Gene Ontology annotation, cellular component: proteasome core complex; proteasome core complex, alpha-subunit complex; nucleus. Gene Ontology annotation, biological process: proteasomal protein catabolic process; ubiquitin-dependent protein catabolic process. The record is from RefSeq and is a predicted model, not a curated record.
AUGACGUCGAUAGGAACAGGCUAUGAUUUGAGCAACUCCAUCUUCUCUCCUGACGGCCGCAACUUCCAGGUUGAGUAUGCUGUCAAGGCUGUUGAGAACGGCGGCACAUCCAUCGGCAUCCGCUGCAAGGAAGGUGUUGUCCUCGCCGUCGAAAAGGUCAUCACUUCCAAGCUAUGGAAGCCUAACGCCAACAAGCGCAUCGCCACCAUUGACAGGCAUCUCGGUGCUGUCUACUCAGGCAUGAUACCCGACGGCCGUCACUUCGUCGACCGUGCCCGCGAAGAAGCCCGUGGUUGGCGCGACACCUUCAAGACCCCCAUUCCCACCGCAGACCUCGCCGCCCGCAUGGGCGGAUACCUCCAAGCCUACACUCUCUACUCAUCCGUUCGCCCCUUCGGCAUAACCGCAAUCGUUGGCGGCUUCGACCCCUCCGUUGAGUCCCCCGUCGAUGGUGAGGUCGGCUCCGGCCCCAAGGUGGGCGCUGGCGGCAAGGACACCUCCAAGACCCACGGCGGUCCCUUCCUGUACAUGAUCGAGCCCUCGGGUCUCUACUGGGGUUACUAUGGUGCUGCCACUGGCAAGGGUCGUCAGGCGGCCAAGGCUGAGCUUGAGAAGCUUGAUCUCGCCGAGGGCGGUCUGACACUCAAGGACGCCGUCAAGGAGGCUGCACGUAUCAUCUACGUCGCCCACGACGACAACAAGGACAAGGAAUUUGAGCUCGAGAUGAGCUGGAUCAGCGACGUCAACGGCCCUACCAAGGGUCGUCACGAGGAGGUGCCGAAGGAGCUGCGUGAGGAGGCAGAACGGUUAGCCAAGAAGGCGCUCGAGGGUGACGAUGAUGAUGACGAGGACAAGAAGGAUGAUGACAAGAUGGAGGAGUAA